CACGUGACCGCGCCGGACUCCACGACUUCAACUCUUUUGGACUUUCUGUAGUUUCUUUAUGAGUGUCUUUAUGAGGAGUCAUCUCUGGGAUACAGCUGCAAUGGACAAGUUUGAAGAGAAGGAGAGAUUGAAAAUUGAUAGAAAGAUGUUGAAGCCUCAGGUUGAGCGCCGCAGACGAGAACGAAUGAACCGCAGUCUAGAGAACCUGCGGAUUUUACUUGCGCAAGGCCAUGAGCAACAGGCUGCAUCUCAAAAGCGUCUGGAAAAAGCAGAGAUCCUAGAACACACGGUUCUCUUCCUGCAGAGCUCCAGCGCCAAGGCCAAUAAAUACAGCUCAGCAGAAGAUGAGUCUGAUUCAGUUGGACAUCAGUUCAUGGAUGGGUUCUCUGUGUGUUUAGAGAAAGCCGCUCGCUUCCUGAAGGAGGAGACCAAGGCACGAGGGCUGCCCGACUCAGUGCCCUCAUCCCUGUAUCAGUGCCUGAGCCGUGCACACUGGUCCGGUGUCAGAGACAUGAAGCAGAAUCAUGCCAUGCAAGGACUGCAGUGUGUGAAGAGACAGACACACACACACUAUCCAUACAGGGUCCCACUGCGACACACGCACCCUAACACUGUGCAGCAUCACCAGAACUCGCCAAAGACCAGCAUGUCAGGGCCUACAAGCCCACAGGCGUCUGGAAGACAGGGUGUGUGGAGACCGUGGCCAUGA
Clarias gariepinus (North African catfish) is the source of this 709-nucleotide messenger RNA. RefSeq names its product hairy and enhancer of split related-7 (gene her7). Gene Ontology annotation, molecular function: protein dimerization activity; DNA-binding transcription factor activity, RNA polymerase II-specific; RNA polymerase II cis-regulatory region sequence-specific DNA binding. Gene Ontology annotation, cellular component: nucleus. The coding region runs from base 59 to 709 and encodes 216 amino acids. The record is from RefSeq and is a predicted model, not a curated record. The transcript has 3 exons. Gene Ontology annotation, biological process: regulation of transcription by RNA polymerase II; regulation of neurogenesis; anterior/posterior pattern specification. NCBI's taxonomy places the organism in Eukaryota, Metazoa, Chordata, Actinopteri, Siluriformes, Clariidae.